UUAUGAUUAAAUUUUGUAAGUUACAAAAAUUUUGAUUCCCAUUCGAUGGUUUGUGAGAACAGAGUCGGAUUUCGGUAGAAGAGGUCUGUUAAUUUGAUCGGAAGCAUUCCCUUCCAAUUUGAGAACCAUGUUGUUCCAGGUUGGAGGUCAAGGGACUCGUCCCACUUUCUUCGAAAUGGCCGCUGCUCAGCAGCUCCCUGCCAGUCUUCGUGCCGCUCUCACUUACUCUAUCGGCGUCUUAGCUCUAAGAAGACCAUUCUUUCACAAGGUGUUAGACUAUGAAGAUGAGUUCUUUUCUUUGCUAAUGCUAGUUCUCGAAACGCAUAGCUUACGAACUACAGAUGCUUCUUUUUCUGAAUCCUUAUAUGGCUUAAGAAGAAGAGCUGUAAAUGUACAAGUAAAGAAGGAAGAUGCUCGUUCAGUCUCUGGUGAUGGUAUUCAACAUAGAGGAUUAGAAAAACAUCAAAAAGUUCUUUCUGUUGCUUUCUUGGUUGUAUUGCCUUAUUUCAAAUCAAAGUUGCACUCAAUUUACAAUAAAGAAAGGGAAGUCAGGCUUCAAGCAAGUUUAUGGGGUGAUGAUAAUGAGGGGUUUAAUGAUGCUGAAAUUUAUGAAGUAAGAGGUGACAAUGUUGUUCCUACUAGAACUUUGGGAGUUGAAACAUCGGUAAGAGCACGGGUGAUGAAGAAAUUUCAGAAAAUUGUUGGUUCUUGUUACCCUUGGCUUCAUGCAAGUAGUGAAGGUCUAUCGUUUGCUUACCAACUGUUAUAUUUGUUGGAUGCUACUGGAUUCUAUUCACUGGGACUGCAGGUCAUUGGAGUUCAUGUCUGUCGGGCUACAGGACAAGAGCUGAUGGACACAUCAUCUAGAAUUUCAAAGAUACGAAGCCAUGAACGUGAGCGACUACGUGGCCCUCCUUGGUUGAAGGCAAUACAAGGAGGCCUCCUUACUUGUUUGUACACGAUGCUAGAUUAUGCACAGACCGGAUUGAUUGCAGCCGUAUUUUUCUUCAAAAUGAUGGAGUGGUGGUACCAAUCUGCUGAGGAACGAAUGUCUGCACCAACUGUAUACCCCCCACCACCUCCUCCUCCACCUCCAAAGGUAGCCAAGGAAGGGAUUCCACUGCCGCCCAACAGAACAAUUUGCCCUUUGUGCUCAGAUAAACGAGCAAAUCCAUCAGUUGUCACUGUCUCUGGCUUUGUCUUUUGUUACACUUGCAUCUUCAAGUAUAUUUCACAAUACAAGCGCUGCCCAAUCACAUUAAUGCCUGCAAAUGUCGAUCACGUUAGGAGGCUCUUUCAUGAUAUGUGAAGAACUUGAGGGACACAAUCAUGCAAAGGAUUUAGUGGACUUGCGAUUGUUCAUUAUGUAGUUUAUAAUCACAGUUAUUGGUAACAUUAUGGUGUUUAGGAUUAUAAUAUAUCCAAGGUUUCAAAUUUUUAGAAAUAUCAAUAAAUAUAUGAUAGAUGGGUAUUCUAAAUAGAGAUUAUUUUAAAAAGUAAAAUCAUUGGAAAUAUUUUCACAUAUGGAAAAAGGAAACAUAUGAGAAACAACAAUUUGCAGUUUGUACGGAUAAUCACAUACUUCUUCUAUUUCUAUUUCUCUUCCAUCUAAUUUCAAAUUUAGAAAGCAUGCUACACA
Molecule: messenger RNA, 1639 nt
Organism: Cucumis sativus (cucumber)
Lineage: Eukaryota; Viridiplantae; Streptophyta; Magnoliopsida; Cucurbitales; Cucurbitaceae
Product: peroxisome biogenesis protein 12
Exons: 10
Coding region: 128-1309 (393 amino acids)
Biological process (GO): protein monoubiquitination; protein import into peroxisome matrix
Cellular component (GO): peroxisomal membrane; peroxisomal importomer complex
Molecular function (GO): ubiquitin-protein transferase activity; zinc ion binding; protein binding
Source: RefSeq, a predicted model, not a curated record